Molecule: messenger RNA, 2691 nt
Organism: Annulohypoxylon truncatum
Lineage: Eukaryota; Fungi; Ascomycota; Sordariomycetes; Xylariales; Hypoxylaceae
Product: choline-sulfatase
Exons: 3
Coding region: 568-2274 (568 amino acids)
Molecular function (GO): sulfuric ester hydrolase activity
Source: RefSeq, a predicted model, not a curated record
GUCUGUGCCCACAAACGACCAGUGACCACCGUUGCAAUAUUCCCAACGUCCAACGAUGCUUGCUUCAUCGCAUAGUACUACGUAGGCUGUAGACGUAUGCCCAGCUACCCCCGUCGGUAUUUGGCCCUUGAGCUGCUUUAAAAUAUCCCUUCUCGUACGUCUCAGACGUCCCUGGCUGAAAAUCACCGAUUCCCCUUGCAGUUAUCCAGUAGCUCCGACUGGCAACCCAGUAAGCGUUACGUUUUAGCCAGCUCCACGAUCUUCACCUCCGAUAGUGCCUAGACAAGAGAUACAGGUUGUUGAAUCUCUCACGCUAAUUCCUUCCAGCGUUUUUACUUAAUUGGCUCUCUUCCCGCUUUCUAUUCUUCUUCUAUUAUCUUCUCUCUGUAUAUAUCUCCGUCUUCUAUUAUCCUUCGCUCCGAACACCGGCUGUGCUUGAGUUUUCUCGAGUUGAGACUCUUUAGCCCUGUUCCAAUCUCUUCUCUCUCUUCCCUCUUCUCAUCUUCCAUCUCUCAACCUCUCAUCAUAACUCUUUAAGCCUAUUCAUGGUUAUCCACGAUAACUACAAUGGCUCCUGAUAUCGAUUCCAUUCCACGUUCUGGGGUAAACCCUAACGGCCCUCGCCAAACGGCGGCGGGUCAUGUUAGCGGGAUCAACGGCACCAACGGCUCUUCCGUGAAACCCCCUAACAUCCUAUUCCUCAUGGCAGACCAGCUGGCUGCUCCGCAACUCAAGAUGUACAAUCCGGAGUCGCAGAUCAAGACUCCUAACCUUGACGCCCUGGCAGCUAAGUCUGUCCAGUUUGACUCGGCGUAUUGCCCAUCUCCUCUUUGCGCCCCUUCUCGCAUGAGCUUGAUCUCCGGCCAGCUUCCUAUGAAGAUCGGCGCUUAUGACAACGCCUCUCAGAUCGGAAGUGACGUGCCGACCUACGCGCACUAUCUGCGUGCCAAGGGUUACCACACGGCAUUGGCAGGCAAGAUGCAUUUUGUCGGAGAUCAGCUUCACGGCUACGAGACUCGUCUUACGAGCGAUAUUUAUCCAGGAGAUUUUGGUUGGGCCGUGAACUGGGACGAGCCGGAUAGGCGGCUUGAGUGGUAUCACAACGCUAGCUCCAUUCUCCAAGCGGGAACUUGUGUGCGAAGCAACCAACUGGAUUAUGACGAAGAGGUUAUGUACAGGUCUACCCAGUUCCUGUACGACCAAGUUCGCGAAGGACCUGACUCGAGGCCAUUCUGUUUAACGGUUUCUCUUACUCACCCUCAUGACCCGUACACCAUUGAGGAAAAGUACUGGGACCUGUACGAAGAUGUGGACAUUGCCCUGCCAAAGGUUAAGAUCCCUAAGGAGGAGCAGGAUGCCCACAGCAAGAGAUUGUUAAAGGUUUGCGAUCUCUGGGACGAGGACUUCUCAGACGAUCAGAUCAAGCGAGCUCGAAGAGCAUACUACGGCGCCGUCAGCUACGUCGAUGAUUGUAUCGGGCGUAUUCUUCGUGUGCUAAAGCAAUGCCGGCUCGACGAGAACACUAUCAUCGUCUUCAGCGGAGAUCACGGAGAUAUGCUGGGAGAACGUGGUCUAUGGUACAAGAUGAGUUAUUUUGAGUCGUCUGUGAGAGUACCUCUCCUGAUCUCGGACCCUCGAUUCGCCCCUCACCGAGUCACCCAAAACGUAUCGACCCUAGACAUCCUUCCUACGUUGUGCGACCUUGUCGGUACUAAACCGGUAGCCGGCUUACCCAUGGACGGCCUUUCUCUCCUUCCCCACUUGGAGGGUCGCGAGGGCCACGACACUGUGAUCGCCGAGUACACCGGUGAAGGAACCAUCAGCCCGUACAUGAUGAUUCGACGCGGUCCCUGGAAGUAUGUCACGUGCCCGACCGACCCGCCCCAACUCUACAACCUCGAACGGGAUCCUCUUGAGCUCGUCAACCUGGCGCAGCUUGUACUUAAGAAGGAGGCGCUUUCUCCGGAGGAAGAAGAGGCGAAGGACAAGUUUGAAAAGUUCGAAGCUGAAGCCACCGCACGCUGGGACUUUGAUGCCAUCACAAAGCAAGUAUUGAUGUCGCAACGGACGAGGAGACUUGUGUGGAGCGCCUUGAACAAGGGCAAAUUCGAGGCGUGGGACUACAACCCUGGUGACAACGGCACCAACAAGUACAUCCGAUCCUUCUUGCCCCUCGACGAUCUGGAGCGCCGUGCUAGAUUCCCUCCAGUUGACAAAUACGGCCGAGAGACUAGAGAUAUCGUUAUCGAUCAGGCCGGUUCGCACAACGAGUAACGGUCUCAUUUUACGGUUCUUAUUAUUGUACGGGAUAUGGAAAAGUUUGAAAGUGGAGAUUGAUUGGGUACUUGGGUGGUGGUGCAUCUGCAUUUCGCGGCGCCUAACUUGCCUAUUCGUGGAUUGGGUUAUAUCACACCGGCGCAUCCGCGAACGCGCCGGUGGACCUGAUACUUCCGAUCUAAGAGAUUUACGGUGUGAUUUUUUCAUCGGGAUUUAGCGACGAGUUAUGGGCGAAUGAUUUUAUGAUAUGGAUGACGGAUGACCAUUGACGGAUGAAAAUGAGACGCGCUAGAUACCUAUCUGUAACUAUACUCUGCAUCGAUCUAGUAUAGCACUAGUAUUGGACAAGUAGAUUAGUUGAUAGAUAGCCCUUGUGUAGAUUAAAGAUAUUGAAUCACAUGGUGUUGAAAUGGA